CCAUCCAGAAGAGGACGGGACACGGAGAGAGGAAGGAGGAAAGGCAGGAGGCCGAGGAGGGGGGACAGCCAGACCCGUUUAAAGCCGCCUGACGGAGAGGACGACGAGACACAAAAACACCGCUGCCCAGACACGAAAACAGGACGAUACCAGGACACGAAACAGUCGACCGUUUUCUACUUUUGUUGUCCUCUCGCGAGAAACUCAUCUUUUUAAAGCAGAAAUGGCUCAAGAGACCAACCAGAGCCCGGUCCCCAUGCUUUGUGCCAUGGGCUGUGGUUUCUAUGGCAACCCACGAACCAAUGGCAUGUGCUCCGUGUGCUACAAGGAACACCUGACGCGACAGCAGAGCAGCGACCGCAUGAGCCCCCUCAGCCCGAUGGGCUCCACUGCUAGUCCUACCUCAGAGGCCUCAGCCAUCCAGAGACUAGAAGCCAGUCUAGCCAAGGUUGAUGCCUCCCCUGCCUCGUCACCAGACAUGUCUAGGACUGUUCAAGGCUCUCUUCCUGUAACUCAACAGAUGACAGAGAUGAGCAUUUCCAGAGAUGACAAGCCUGAACCCCUAGAGCCUGUUAUAAGUCAGCCUGCUGCUUCUAGCCCAACUCCUGUAGCUUCCUCUAGCCCUGAAGAAAGCAAGAGUGACACCCCCAAACCUAAGAAGAACAGGUGCUUCAUGUGCCGCAAAAGGGUGGGCCUUACAGGGUUCGACUGUCGCUGCGGCAACUUGUUCUGUGGCAUCCACCGAUACUCCGACAAGCACAACUGUCCCUAUGAUUACAAGUCCGAGGCUGCUGCUAAGAUCCGUAAAGAGAAUCCUGUGGUUGUUGCUGACAAGAUCCAGAGAAUAUAGUUUUUUUUUUUCCUUUUUUUGUUUUUAAAAGAAAGAAGAAAAAAACAGCAGUGUUGUCACGAGGAAACACCUUGAGACGGACAGGAGUAUGAGUGAGAACCCUUGAAACGAACACCGGCUCGAACGAUUGGUGAUUGAGAGGACUUGAUUUGAAAAAUCACAAACUCAAGAAAAUAAUGGGGGGGGAAAAAAAGAAAUCUUGUUUGACGGAGAUGCAUGAAUGAUCACCUUUUCUUGUUUUUUUUUUUUUUUUACUCAUUUGUUAGUUUGUUUUAUUCUUUUUUGUGGUGUGAAUUUGCCUCUGUUGAGUCCUUCAUUUUUCUUUAAAGAAUAAAUGUCUCAUUGAAAGCAGACCAGGCAAACUGUCCAGGACACGCUGUGCUCCUCUCACCCAGACCAGGUGCCACUUUGUGCCAAACCGUCCAGUCACUGAACCCUGCUGUGUGGCCAAACACAGGCAGGUCAGACUGUACAACAAAAAGGCUCCACUAGUUCUCUUUCAGCUUAAAAACACAUUAACCACGUCGCCAUCGUUGCACAAGAGGAUUGUUUUUAGUUUGUCUCUCCUAGCUUUAUCUACCUCAGAGCUGCUGUUGUCUUCCCCCUUUUACUUCAUCCUGAGCUUUGACCCUCUGAUCAGCUUGUCUGUGCGCAUCGUUUGGUUGUAACGACACUGUUUCCAUUAGAAACAUCCUGCUAGUUGGAGGACAAAAAAACAAACAAAAAAAUCCACUUUUCUUUAGAUCUGAACGUUUAAAAUAGUCUCAUUAUAAUCCGACGCCUGGUGCGAGGCCGUGCGCACGAACGUGUGGCCUGAGAGGAAGGACAGCGCCCGUUCCUGCUGAGCCUGGUUGGUAGUUUUGUUUGUUUUUGUUUUUUUUUUAGUCUUGAGAUGUAGGUUCAAAAAAUAUGAAUGGAAUAAGUGCAUGAGUUACUCUUCAUCUGAAAGUAGUGUUUAAGAAAUAUCGCUCACUUGUUUUGGGUUCUGGGGGAGUCUUGUUUCCAGAGAAUUGAUUUUUCUGAUGUUUUUUUGUUAACGCGCUAACACAACAUUCAUGUGAGCACAGUGUGUAUGUGUUGGAAUGUGGGUGUGAUGUNCCCCCCCCCCCUCCUGAUCUCCCCCCAGUCGUUUUAGCUGUUGAGCUAACCGGUUUAUCAGCACAUGUUUACAGAAGUACAGGAGCAUGCCAGAGCUAGAUUCAUGAAAAAUAAUAGAAAUCAAGACUAGUCGUAACUUCUCAUCCGUCUGUGGAUCUGUGCGUCUGCUGUAGGGCGCUGUAGAGAAUGAGCGUGUGUAUCUGUGUGUGUGCAUGAGCACAUAUCUGUGCUGAACAGUAUGUUUUCAUAGCUGCCUGACACAUGUAUGUUUGUGACUUGUUACUUUUCCCUCGUGAGGAUGUUUUGUUUUUAUUUUAACUGUGUAUCUGCUUGAGUUCCUUUUUUUUCUGACUCUUAGUUAUAUGCAAAUUUGUACAAAAAAAGAAAAAAAAACAACAAGCUGUGUUGAUAUUUAUGUAUUACAUAUAAUCUUGCUAUCCAGCAGUACAACAGAAUAGUAUCAUGUAAAUAAAACUGUACAGAGAGAGAUAACC
Molecule: messenger RNA, 2442 nt
Organism: Austrofundulus limnaeus
Lineage: Eukaryota; Metazoa; Chordata; Actinopteri; Cyprinodontiformes; Rivulidae
Gene: zfand5a
Product: zinc finger, AN1-type domain 5a
Exons: 6
Coding region: 224-850 (208 amino acids)
Molecular function (GO): zinc ion binding; DNA binding
Source: RefSeq, a predicted model, not a curated record